Manis javanica (Malayan pangolin) is the source of this 4141-nucleotide messenger RNA. The record is from RefSeq and is a predicted model, not a curated record. Lineage: Eukaryota; Metazoa; Chordata; Mammalia; Pholidota; Manidae.
AUGGCCAGUGGCUUAGUCAAUCAGGACUCUAGCUCCGGGAGGAGGGGGUUCUCCAACCCAGGGCCGCCAGCUCGCCAGCCCUGGAACACAAGCUCGCCGGUCCGGCCUUCCUUGCCCCGCCCCGCCUACGUCAUCUGUCCCCGCCUCACGUCAUUGGCCUCCCGCCCCCCCAAACGCGUGCCACCCGGCCCCGCCCACACGGUGGGAGUCCCCAACGUUCGUGGCUCCGCGCACUUCCCAGCCGUUGUCCCGCCUCUGGCUAAAGUCACGUGGUCUCUCGCGCACCGCCCAGCCGCUUCACGCCCGUUUGUCCUGCAGGCCGCGUCCCGUCCCGAGCACACGCCUCCGUGUCUCGCCGCGCAUCGUCUCUCCGCAGGCACGUCUCUCCACCAGCAACGACCGACUCGCGCGGUCGCCCCGCACGCACGGCGCCUGCGUGCCCCCGCCCGCUGGCGCCCCGCCCGUACGUCGCGAGGCCCUGCACCGUCCCGCCCCGGUCGCCGGGGACGCCUGCCCGCCUUCGUCGUCCCUGCGCCCCGCGGUGCCCCCACCUGGGUCACUGGUCCUUCUUUGACCGGCCUGUCCGCCUCCCCGCCUCGCGUCGCCUCGCCAGCGUCAUCCGCCCCACGUCGCGUCUCCCGCGACGCCUUCCCCGGGGCUCGCUCAUCGGCCAUGUGGACGGCCGUCGGGCCGUGGGGCCUCUGUGCGGGGUUCCCGGCGCUGGUCGGCUUGCGCCACGCGGGGCUUUUUCUGGGCGGCGCGCGCCGCUUGCACGGCUCGUCGGUCUCCUGGGGCAAGAACCUGCUCAAGAAGUUUGCCUCGAAAACCAGAAAGAAGUUUUGGUAUGAAGGUCCUACCUUGGGCUCCCACUUGACGUACAAGCCACCCCAGUUGAACUUCCUGAUGAAGAGUGCCACCAAGAAAACCAAGAAGGGGGACCACGUGCGACUGAGGGCCCUAAAUGGCCUCCUCUACAAAGCGCUGACCGAUCUGCUGUCCACCCCUGAAGUGAGCCAGGAGACCUAUGACCUGAACGUGGAGCUCUGCAAGGUAGGCGGCGUUGUAGGCCAGUCUUGCUUAAACAGAAAGAGGAGGCAUACACCUCGCUGGUCCUUCAGUUUGGGUUUCAGAAGUGAUGGGUACCUACGUGCUCUGCGAGUGAUUUGGGGCUGGGGGCAGGUCUCUCUGACUCCAGACUUCUCCGCCUGCCGUGUGUACUGGAAGAUGGCUGUGUCUGGGGAGCAGAAGACGCACACGGAGGCUGUACUGCAGAGAAGCGCGUCACACAUCAGGCAUCUUUUGAUGUCCCGGCAGACCCUGAGGAACAUGCCACCCAUAGUGUUCAUUCAGGACAAAGAAAGUGCAGCUCUAGCUGAGGUUGACCGGUUAUUGGCAAUUGCUGAUUUUGGACCCCCAGAUGAAAAAGAUGACUUUACACAAAAUGAUUUCAGGGACCCUGAAGCCCUGGACACCCUGGACUCUGCCCCACAUUCACGCCUGUGUGAGAUUGAUCAUGAGGCGCUCAACAAGCAGAUCAUGGAGUACAAGAGGCGAGAGAGGGGCAAGGGGGGCACGGAUGCACUGCAGCUGGUGGCGACCAAGCAAACGAGGAAGAGGCCCCGUGUGGACCAUGACCAGUCCCAGGCACUACCUGUGGGGGACAGGGAUGAAGGUAGCCCAGAUGAUGGCAGGGCCCCUGAGAAGCACCCUGGGACACGGAUGGGGGUCAAGACUUGAGCCCAUGACCCCUCACCUGUCACCUGCCUCCGGGCUCCCUUCUCUCCAGGACUCUUUUCUGAUGAGUUGAGCGCAGCUCCUUCAACGAACUCCGGACUCCCACACAGGCUCAGGGGUGCCUCACUGCUCCUGCUCCUCCUCCUGUGAUGACUUCUUGUGGCACAUGCUUUUCCCACCACUUCCUAUCUCACCCUGGGUACCACCUCUCAGGAGCCUUCCUCAAACUCCCAGGUCUUAGUUGCAGGCUCCCCCACAUGUCCAUAACCCAGACUACAUUAAAAGGUGAGUCAGUCUUUCACCUGUACCUCCCUCAGGAGAGACACUAUGGUUCUUGAGGUUUCCCCUGCCAGUGUGAGGUAUAUGUUGAUGGACUACUUAAUGGACCAUUUGUGUUUGCUCCAAGGUCAAGGGCAAAUGUUCUUGCUAGCUCAGAGGAAGGAAAAUAUAAGCAGUAAAUGCAGGAGUGGCUCUAGGCUCCUUCACACCUUGUGUCUGAGAAAAGCUGAAGAAAGCAGAAAUAUGGAGCCAAAAAGAAGUCAGACUGAAAAAGAAUUCUUUGUCCUUGGGGUCAUUGUGGGAACUCAGGGCUGGAGAAUGCAUAAGAAGAAGGCAAGAAGCAGGUUCUGUAGAUAGACUAGAGUGCUGGGUAAUCAGGACCUGGCCUGAGCAGGAUGGGAGCACUGGCUCAUCUGCACUCUGACUAGAAGAAGGCAGUGUCCUCUGCUGCAGAGAGACCUUUUUAGCCAUCUGGCUCUUAAACCUGCUACUUCAAGUUCAGUACUUAGAUCUGCCUCUUAUUGCAGAGUAACCUCUGCUCAGUUUCCUCACUGUCGGUGGGGAUAACAGUACAUCUACUUCAAGGGCUUGCUGUGAAGAUACCACUUGACACAUGUGAGCCCUUAGCAGAGCACAUGGCACGUGCUCCGUGUGCCUUAGUUCUCAAUGUUGCCUUCACAGGACUUGGGUUUCAGUGACAGCAGAGGGGGCACAGUGAGUGAGGCAGCUCAUUUAGUGUCCUUUGGUGGAAAUGUGCACAACCCCCCUUGUGAGGAUGUGCAGAGCAGGACCUGCAGGCCCCCAGGAUGGAACCGAACUGUACAUGUAGCCAGGUUUUUGUGUCCUUGUGACCUGCCAAGGUAAAAGGAGAUGAGAGUCUGUGUCCUGUUAGAAGUAAAAUGUGUUUAUCAAAACCCAAAGUACCAGUGAUAAAUGUGAAGAGACUGUCUAUGCAAACAUUUGUUGGGCAUACAAAAACAAGUUCUGUUGGGGAAGUAAAAGCACAAGCAGCCAUCCAUCCUCCAGUUUUGUCUCAAGAGAAUGGAGCAUAACUGUGUGGCUUUCUAGCAUUACAGCUUUAGAUGUGAAUAAAAUCCAAAAGGGAAACUUGAGAAUUGACAAGUUUUCAUUCUGCACCAUGAAGCUCUGAAUAGCAUGAUUAUUAGGGGCAGACUUCUUACAGCCUCCUGUGUUGAGAUUCCUGAGCUGUGGCCAUAGGCUCACUCAGAGGUCACGACCUCUGCUGGCUCCCAGGGUCUCAGAAGCCCCCUGGAGGAGAUGGAACUCAGCCAGGCAUCCCAGCAGUGCAAGAAGGUGUAAGUAUUACACAGCCCAGGGCCAGUGAUGUUCAGCAGAGACCCAUCAGGCCCCAUGGGACUUAUCUGUUCAUUUUCCAAGCCCCCAUUCCCAGCAGUUCUCAUUUGCAAUCCUUAGUCCCCCAUGUACUCAGACUGCUCUUGCACCAGUUCCAGAAAAAGAAGGGGUAGAAAGAAUAUUUGAAGAAAGAAUGGCUGAAAAUUUCCUAAAUUUGAGGAAACAACCAGGAAGCUCAAUGAACUCCAAGUAAGGUGAACUCAGAAGCCCAUAUCAAGACCCACUCAAAUUUUCAAAAGCCAAACAAUAUUGAAAGCAGCAAGAGAGAAAUCAUCAUAUACAAGGGUUCCUCAAAAUAAGAUGAAUACAUUUCUCAUCAGAAACUUUGGAAGUCAGGAGGUAGUAGGCUGAUAUAUUCAAAAUGCUACAAGAAAAACUCAACUAAGAAUCCUAUAUUCGGCAAAGUAUCCUUCAAAAGUAAGGGAGAAAUUAAGAUAUUCUUGGUUAAAUGAAAGAUGAGGGAGUUCAUUACCACUAGACCUUCCCCAUGAGAAAUGCUAAAGGGAUUCCUGCAAGGUGAAGUGAAGGAUGCUAGAUAGUAAUUCAAAGCUGUAUGGAGAAAUAUAGACCACAAUAAAGGUAAGGUCAUGGCCAAUCAUAGAAGCAAGUAUUGUAACAACAGUCUGUAACUCCACAUUUUGUUUUCUAUAUAAUUUAAGAAACUAGUGCAUUUAAAAUAACUUUAUGUCUUGGGGAACACCAUGUAUAAAGAUGGAUUUUUGUGACAACAAAGAGUGGAGAUGGAACUCUUAAA